AUGAUUGAAGAUUGUGGGAAAAGAGGAAAUACCAUGGCAGAAAGAAGGCAGCUGUUUGCAGAGAUGCGGGCUCAGGAUCUGGAUCGCAUUCGCUUGUCCACCUACCGAACAGCAUGCAAGCUUAGAUUUGUUCAGAAGAAAUGCAACUUGCACUUGGUGGACAUCUGGAAUGUGAUAGAAGCCUUGCGGGAAAACGCGCUGAACAACCUGGACCCCAACAUCGAACUGAACGUGGCUCGCCUGGAAGCUGUGAUUUCAACCAUCUUCUACCAGCUCAACAAACGGAUGCCCACGACCCAUCAGAUCAACGUGGAGCAAUCCAUCAGCUUACUGCUGAACUUCUUGCUAGCGGCCUUUGAUCCGGAAGGACAUGGUAAAAUUUCUGUUUUUGCUGUCAAAAUGGCCUUGGCAACUCUUUGUGGAGGAAAAAUCAUGGACAAAUUAAGAUAUAUUUUCUCAAUGAUUUCCGACUCCAGUGGAGUGAUGGUUUAUGGCAGAUAUGACAUGUUUCUGCGGGAGGUUCUCAAGCUGCCCACGGCUGUUUUCGAGGGGCCUUCGUUUGGUUAUACUGAGCAGUCAGCAAAAUCCUGUUUCUCACAACAGAAAAAAGUCACGUUAAACACUUUCUUGGAUACUCUCAUGUCUGAUCCCCCGCCACAGUGUCUAGUGUGGUUGCCACUUCUGCAUCGACUGGCAAAUGUUGAAAAUGUCUUCCACCCCGUGGAGUGUUCCUACUGCCACAGUGAGAGCAUGAUGGGGUUUCGCUACCGCUGCCAGCAGUGUCACAAUUACCAGCUCUGUCAGGACUGCUUCUGGAGGGGCCAUGCCAGCGGUUCCCACAGCAACCAGCACCAAAUGAAAGAGUACACGUCAUGGAAAUCACCUGCUAAGAAGCUAACUAAUGCACUUAGCAAGUCUUUAAGCUGUGCUUCCAGCCGUGAACCUUUGCACCCAAUGUUCCCUGACCAGCCUGAAAAACCUCUAAACCUGGCUCAUAUUGUGCCUCCCCGACCUGUAACCAGCAUGAAUGACACACUCUUCUCCCACUCCGUUCCCUCAGGAAGUCCCUUUGCCAACAGAAGGUUACUUGGGGGUAUAAAUGCAGCCAGUCCUGUGGCUGAUGAGCAUUCUCUUAUAAAGCUGUAUGUAAAUCAGCUUCACAACAACUCACGCUCUCCUUCCAAGAACACUGAAGUAGAGCAGAGCAAACUGCUGGCUAGGGCUGCUCCAGCUUUCUUGAAAGGCAAAGGGUUGCAGUACAGCCUCGAUGUUGCAGACAGGCUGGCUGAUGAACAUGUGCUCAUCGGGUUGUAUGUCAACAUGCUACAGAGCAACCCCGCAUGCGUGCUCGACAGCGCAAGUCGCCUGGACGAAGAACAUAAGCUGAUCGCCAGGUAUGCAGCAAGGCUGGCAGCAGAAACUUCUUCAUCACAGCAGAGUCAGCAGAGAGGGGCAUCAGAUAUCUCCUUCACCAUUGAUGCAAACAAGCAGCAAAGGCAGCUGAUUGCAGAGCUUGAAAACAAAAACCGAGAAAUCCUACAGGAGAUCCAGAGGCUGCGACUUGAACAUGAGCAAGCAUCUCAGCCCACACCAGAGAAGGCACAACAAAAUCCCACUCUCCUUGCAGAGCUUCGGCUCCUGAGACAGCGGAAGGAUGAGCUGGAACAGAGGAUGUCUGCUCUCCAGGAAAGCCGGAGGGAGCUUAUGGUUCAGUUAGAAGGUCUCAUGAAACUGCUGAAGACCCAAGGGGCAGGCUCCCCACGUUCCUCACCCAGCCACACUAUCAGUCGACCUAUUCCAAUGCCCAUCAGGUCUGCCUCUGCCUGCUCCACCCCAACACAUGCACCUCAGGACUCUCUGACCGGGGUGGGAGGAGAUGUGCAGGAAGCCUUUGCACAAAGUGCAAGACGAAACUUAAGAAAUGAUUUGCUGGUGGCAGCAGAUUCUAUCACCAACACCAUGUCUUCUUUGGUGAAAGAACUAAACUCUGAAGUGGGCAGCGAGACAGAAAGCAACGUGGAUUCUGAAUUUGGACGGACCCAUUUUGAUGACCUGGUUCCGUCCCCGACGUCUGAGAAGGCUUUCCUCGCGCAGAUCCAUGCCCGGAAGCCUGGUUACAUCCACAGCGCUGCUGCCACCGGCUCCAUGCGCAGUGACAUGGUUACAGAAGAUGGAGACCCCUAUGUCAGAGCAGAUGAUGAAAAUUAUGAGAAUGACUCUGUCCGCCAGCUGGAGAACGAACUGAAGAUGGAGGAGUACCUGAAGCAGAAGCUGCAGGAUGAGGCAUACCAGGGAAGCUGCAGCCAGACAGACAACGAAAGCUACGUAAGAACCGAUGAUGAGGAGAGCUGCUUUCGGACAGACGAUGAAGAAAACUCAGCUGCGAACUUCACAGAAGAGUGGAACCAAGAGGUGCAGCGUCUCUUGACAAAAAAAUCACAUAACUAAGUUCUGAGGACUGUAGCACAGUACUUUUGUUCUAAGAGUUGUAGUUUGUAGAUGUGUGUUUUUGACAACAAGACUUUUGUUUAAAGCUAACUUAUAUUAGCUACAUCUUCUGUAACAUGGCUCAUUACUGGUGAAGCAAACAGACUGACGUACGAGCUGCUGUCACAGAGGACAGUGGUGUUAAUAACUCACAUAAACCCUUUGCACAUGAUAUUGAACCUGUUCAGUUUACAAUGACAAUACUGUUUAUAGAUAGAAAUUUGAUUUCUGAAUACUUUGAGAUUUUAGUAGAUCGGUUUACUGUACACUGUACAUUUUUUCCACAGAGGAAAUAAAAAGUGACAAUUAUGCAUUUAACACUGAAUGAUCAUACUCCUGAGUGUAUAUAUUUAGUAGCCCAAAAAGCAAAGUACCAGACUAUAUUUGCAAUUUGUUUGCAAGUCUUUAAAUUAAGGCUUAUACAAAAUGUACUAAAAUAAUAAUAAUAUAAUUAAUUAUAAUAAUCAACUUCUCUAAUUUAGGGCUAAUGUGUAACUUAGGAAUGUUUCUUUCAAAAUAAUCUAACAAAUCAGCCAUAGAAGUUAGUGUAAAUAUUUUUUUUCCAAAUAGAUAUCAUAUACAAAAGGUGACAUUCAAAUGAUAUAGAAUCUAGUUUUUAAAUCAGCACAGAUCUUCUUAAAACUGUGAACUAUGUUUUGAAAUACUCGUUGCUAAAGCUGUUUAUAAACCACAGGUGCCAUAAGAUCCCUGAACUGACUGAUGUUACGUAUAAUCCUCCAUGGUAUUGUUUCAUUGACGUUUUAGCUUUAGUAAGCAUGUGUUCAACAAACCGGCUCUUUCCAUCUCUCUGC
Messenger RNA from Acanthisitta chloris (rifleman), 3299 nucleotides. It is a transcript of the gene DTNA, whose product is annotated as dystrobrevin, alpha. NCBI's taxonomy places the organism in Eukaryota, Metazoa, Chordata, Aves, Passeriformes, Acanthisittidae. The coding region runs from base 1 to 2448 and encodes 815 amino acids. The record is from RefSeq and is a predicted model, not a curated record. Gene Ontology annotation, molecular function: zinc ion binding. Gene Ontology annotation, biological process: synaptic signaling. The transcript has 21 exons. Gene Ontology annotation, cellular component: synapse; plasma membrane.